This is a messenger RNA of Linum trigynum, 829 nucleotides long. The record is from the annotation of a GenBank genome assembly. NCBI's taxonomy places the organism in Eukaryota, Viridiplantae, Streptophyta, Magnoliopsida, Malpighiales, Linaceae.
UUUCUCCUCGGUACAAGCAGGAAGGAAGGAAAAUCAAAUAGAAAUUGAUUUCCUGGCAAGGCUUUGGUGUUUCUUUCUUUUACUUUGCUAUUUCUCUGUCGGCGUACAACAGAAGAGAAGAGAAAAGAUGGCGCUGCAGACUGCAGUUAUUCUUCACGGCAGCUUUAUCGGCCGCUCCUUUGACUCUGUACAUACCGCCUUUGAGAAGCACGCAGGAGGUGAUAUGGGAAACAACGGUCGGGCGUGGGUGACCUGCAUGACAAAUGAAAUUGGGUCAGCCGAGCAGCACUUUGACUUGGCAAAUGAAAGGAAGCAAGCAGCAGCUCUUGAAAUCGUUUUAAACGUCUAAGCAAGCUGCUCUCGGUGGUGGUUUGUACUGGCUCUCGACAAGGUAGCCGGUCAAGCAAAGUGGUCAAUUAAUUGGAAACAGCAUAGCUAGGGAGAGGCGGAUAGUUUUGCGAUCGGGGAAAGAAAUCAGUUGCAGCGGCGGUUUUGGUGAAGGCGAGGAGUGGAGGAGCUAAUGGUCGACAAAAGACUUCUAAGCGACUAGGUAAGCUACUCGCGGCUAUGUAAUUAAAAUCCCAUGACAAGUGGAAAGCAUGAUUGUGACGUGUGUAAUGGAAUGCAAGGUAGCUUAACUGCUCUAAAGGGAUUGGAAUUGAUGGAAGCAAGUAUGGAUUAUGAUAAAGCAAGUGUCUGGUAACAAUCAAAAGAGUGGGACGUGUUCUAUCCCCAGUUAUUGAUGGAAUAGAAGAUUGAGAAAUUAUGUAUGGACGAGUACAAAGCUUUUAAGGACGCUUGGCGUCGGCUAUAAAGUCGAUAAUCCAAU